GAACAUUAUUUGUUCAGCUGAACAUGUUUAUUUAAUCUACUGUAUAUUAAAACAUGUACUUAUAAACCAUUUACAUUUUACAAUUAAAGUAUGUGUGUCAGAAUACACAUUGUUAUGUCCUCUGCUCUUCUAUUCAAAAUGAUCUAAGAGCAGCAAUAUCUUUCUUGGAAAAAAAAGGCUUCUAUGUGCAGUACUAAAUGCAAACUUGAAUCAUCUGACCGAGUUCUCUAACUGUUUCAGUCUUGGAAACUUACUUAGUACAUUAAUUUUGUAAUCAGCAUUUCUAGGAUUUAAAAGAUUUAUCAUAAAAUAUCUAUUAUUUCCUUACUGAAAAUGUUGUUAUCGCUGUUAACUAACCGCAGUAUGGACCUGGACAUUUCUAUGUUGUGUUACGUCUCUCUUAAGGUGAGAAGAAAGAUGCCUGUGAGCCAUCAUGAGCAUUGCGACAAGUGUUACAACGUCCACUGCCACGUCUCGGUGCAGAUCUCCGUCUCAUGCCUGGUCGUCAAGUGUCGUCACAACUGUGGCGCCACCUUCCACAUAUGCAAGCAGGAGGAGCACCAGCUCCUCUGUCCCAAUGAGAUGGUCCCCUGCCUCAAUGUCUACUACGGCUGUCCUUUCACCAUGCUCCGCCACAGGCUGGCCAGACACCUGGAGGUAUGUCCUGCCUGCGUGGUCUGCUGCUCUCAGGAGUGGAACCGCUGGCCUGUUUCAGAAACCGAUCUGGCCUUCUACAGAAAUGUUUUGGAAAACCCUCAAAGUGAGGGCAACCUGGAUGUUGCCAUGGCCCUCAGGGACCAAGAGCUGCUGUUUCGCUCCAUCAAAAUGAAGAACAUCUUCCCAGAGUUGAUGGUGGGUGAGUCUGCCCCUCAGAAUUGUUCUGCUGAUGUCGACAGUAAUGCAGAUGAACCAACCUGUUCUUCAGAUUGCGGUGAAUUUAAUGGCUGCACGAGGGUAGAGGGAAAAGAACUGAGCCAAGAGAAGAGGGAUGCUUUGGCAAAGAGCCGAGACGUGGAUGCUAUUCAGAACUGUAGCUCCUGGGAGAAAAUAUUCAACGAGGAGAUGGAGGGAUGCGAGCAAACCGUGAACAACUUGAACGAGAAGAAGGAAAAGGCAAAGGAAGAGCAAGAAUCAUUAAACCGCCGGGGGGAGACGAGAGACUCCCACCGAGAGAACGCUGCUGGCGCUCUGAGAAGGGACGGCACAACUGGCCUUGCUCCGUGGCAAGACGGGGUCCUUCAGAGGUUGAGCCAGCAAGUCAACAUUGCUGAGUACAACAUGUACCUGGCCCACAACGGGGCAAUGUUGAUUGAUUUUGGCCAACUUGCAGCUUGCACCCCGAGAGAAAAGGAUUUUGUUUACGGGAAUCUGGAGCCCAUCGAGGUUCAAACCGUCCGCUCAUUCACUGCUCCGACGAGCUAUCGAGCAAAGCGCAACUACCUGAAGAAAAAGAAGGCCGCGGCCAACGCCAGCGUCGACACCGCAGAUUUGGGUGUUUCAGUCGAGGAUCUGCCGAAGUGCGACGAGGUCAGCGCCACGCUCCUCCACUCCUUGGAAAAGGAACUGAGAGGACAUUUAAUCUCAGAGAGCAUGGCGAGCGACUGCUUUUACGUUGAUAUAGGAACGCAAACAUACAGCUUCGCCUCGGCGCCGUUCAAAACAGAAGCAACGCUGGCUGAUGUCAUCGCCGACAAACCCCGCGGUCUCCACGUGCGGGUGGAAGUUGAGUCUGUCACCAGAAGACACAACAAAACAAGUUCAGCAUUCAGCAACAUGUGUGGCCACUUCUUUCGGAGAGAUGAAUACCGCUCUCAUUUCAGGAAUGUGCACUGUGACAUCCAGGCCUCUCUGAGCGGCUGGUUCCAACAACGCUGCCCCUUGGCGUACCUCGGCUGCGCUUUCACCCAGACGAGGUUUCACCCCGCGGGUCAUCGGGCCACCGUCAGAUUCCGCCCAGAUGUCAACGCUUUCUUCCUUCAUCCAGAAGUCCCUUCAUUCUUCCCUGAAGACGGGGAAAAUCUCAGCCCUCAGAGAAGUGGCGCACAUAAUCUGGAUCCCCUGAGCGGAUUGCCUCUGGAGAUCCUUCAGCACAUCGCUGCUUACCUUGACAGCUCCACAUUAUCUCAGCUGUCCCAAGUCUCCCAUCUGAUGAGAGAGGUGUGUGCCACAUUGUUGCUGGAGAGAGGGAUGGUCUCUCUCAAGUGGAAGAAAAAGACAUAUUCCCAUGGAGGAAGCUCCUGGAAAUGCCGAAAGAAAGUUUGGGAGUUUAGCUCUCUGUUUUCCUCUGUGGACAGAUGGAGCUUCAGCAACGCUCCUUCCAUGUCUGAUCACCUGCAAAGAUGCUCCUUCUACGAGAGAGAGGAACACACAGAGCCGGUGGCGUUAGCCUGCAUGGGAGCGGUCCGAGACAAACAUGAAGAAAUAAAGUGCAAAAGAUAGGCUCGUGGACCCAGUGCUCAGUAGGCGGACCGCAGCGCAACGUUUGGAAUCGCUCAGACGUGAUGUGAAUCCUCAGAGUACUGCCGCUCAGACCGAGCCGAAGCCCUGCAGAUACAAACGGAAAUAGAUUUUGAUGUGAUUUAUUUAACCUUUAUUUUCUUGCAAUGGCUCCUGACGCAAUCACAGUGGGGAAAAUGCUUCAAACUGGGUCUAUUAAUUCAGCGUUAUUAAGAGUUGAUUGGAAUUUAGAUAAUCCCUCCGAGAACACUACAUUCAGGAAUGAGUUGCUCUGGUGUUUAAGAGGGAUCUUCAUAUUCAGUGAAGUGAGAUCAUUGGCUUUUGUUUGGCGUUGUUUGUUCCAUCUUGUUUCAUUCUCGUGGUGAACUGCAUUAUUUGCAUCGAUUCAAAGACUCAAAGGAUGUGGCUGCUGUUGUCGGUUUUCUGCACAUGACCAGACUGCCAUCUACUGGAGAGAAGCUGAAGUACCUCAUCACAAAGGAACAGGACAUGCCAUAUAUUUCAUAUUUGAUCAAGCACAGUAGCAGUAGUAGGAAACCGACAACAUUUUUUCAGUUUAGACUAUUUUAAAGGAGAGUGAGAGAAAUUAUAUAUGUGUGUCACUGUCAUGCACCGUACAAUGAAUACUCCUUGCAAUUGGCUUCAUUCAUUUCACAGUACCAUUGUCAGGAGAAUAAAAAGGAGAUUAUAAAAACUAUAA
Pseudoliparis swirei is the source of this 3157-nucleotide messenger RNA. RefSeq names its product F-box only protein 40. Bases 334 to 2439 code for a protein of 701 amino acids. Gene Ontology annotation, cellular component: cytoplasm. The record is from RefSeq and is a predicted model, not a curated record. The transcript is spliced from 2 exons. NCBI's taxonomy places the organism in Eukaryota, Metazoa, Chordata, Actinopteri, Perciformes, Liparidae. Gene Ontology annotation, molecular function: zinc ion binding; protein binding; ubiquitin protein ligase activity.